CCGCUGUAAGCUCCUUCCUUUUGUCCGCCAUAAGCAAACUUCCAACUCCAUCCACGCCUCUUUCAGCAUCACCACUCCACAUCUUCCCUACGACGUGGAUGAGCUAUCACAAAUGGAAGAUCGCCACCUGCCAGCGGAGGCGACGAGCAGAAGAAGUUCGUCUUCGAGAAACAAAGUCCCUAGCAAACCGACAGCGACGGAGACCCACCAGCAGAGGCAACCUACUACACCGCCGACUGAAGCCAUGGAAACUGGUGAUGUAGCUUCGGGUAAACGAUUCUUCCCUGAGGUUCUGGGCUUUAUGCAGCUUGCCAUAGAUCAGCUUGCUUUGGACAGCCUUGAAGUUCAAGUUGACUGUGUGAUUGUUGAGGAAGGGCACCUUAUUGCGGCAAGAAGAAACAGGACUAAUGAGACACAGAAUGCAAGAAGACGUGCAGAAAUGGAAGCUCACUGAUGUUCUUCUUGAACGGUGGCGGAGGACUGGACUUUCGUCUGCAGAAGUUGCAGAGAAAUUUUCAGCGUGCUCCCUUUAGGUUUCAUGUGAAGUACGCAUAAUGUGUGCAGCAGCAUUAUCGAUCAUUGGUACAUUUGUUGGUUUUCAUACUGAAAUUAAAUUUAGUUUGUGUAAAGUUUUGUUUGUUCAUAAAUGUUUGGAUGACUGUUAGCCAAUUUUCAGUAUAAAAGGAAGUAUAUUAUGGCUGUGCAAAUGAUAAAUUUGGAGUCUGUUGCAUUGAAGUAGCUCCGGGGCAUGCAUUAGAUCAGUU
Rhodamnia argentea is the source of this 764-nucleotide messenger RNA. RefSeq lists its product as uncharacterized. The coding region runs from base 113 to 454 and encodes 113 amino acids. The transcript has 4 exons. NCBI's taxonomy places the organism in Eukaryota, Viridiplantae, Streptophyta, Magnoliopsida, Myrtales, Myrtaceae. The record is from RefSeq and is a predicted model, not a curated record.